GUGUUUCCCGAUCGCUACGUUAUCGAGUGUAUCGGGAUCGGGGUUAGGUUAGGUUAUGUUAAAUUUUAUUUUUUGACGUGCGAGCAUACAAUGAACGAGUGCGGUUGAACCACAUAUUCGUAUGUGAUGCGAUUCGAGAGAUAUAUUGUCCUAUUCUAAAUCUUUCCAAGUUCGAAACACUUUUGUCUCGAACGGCAAGCACACAAGUGGAUAAAAGGUCUCAAGAGUGAAACAGUUGAAUUGAUUAUUUCGCGAGAUUAUAUGAGUGUUCAAGUAACUGUAUGUUUUUACUCGAAGCAUACAAUCGACAAGGUACUAUUGAAAACCGACAUCUUAUGGAAAUUUGCUCGACUGCCACAAUUUGGAUGCAUUUCGCCGAUGCUCGAGGGAAAAGAAGAACGAAUGUUGUUAAGCUGCAUACGUACAUCUCGUCGAAUAAAAUACUUCAAAGAAGUAACCAGGCAAAAUAUAUUUUGACCGGAGUGCUAUGUUGAUUGUGGCGAUUCAAUUGCGAGUACACAUACAUGAUGCUGAGAAUGAUGUGUCCAAAAUGCCACCAUCGCUUUCCAGUGGUGGGAUGCUGUUUAAAGUGGAGCGAUGAAACUAGCCAAAAGAAAAUGAAAGAGGAAGAAGACAAGGAAAAGAAGGAUGAAGAGGAAGAGGAAGAAGAAGAAGAAGAGGAGGAGGAAGAAGAAGAGGAAGAGGAGGAAGAAGAGGAGGAAGAGGAAGAGAAAAAUGGAGAAUACGUGAAAAAAAUGAUUGCUAAUACUAUCAGUUCAACGGCACCUCAUUACGUUAGUGGCCUCCCAGUGUCACGUGGCUACACCAGUGGCAGCAGUUGUUUCAUAAACCCAUCCACAAAUAUUCACGAGCCCACCAUUUUCCAGCCACGUGCAGUCAACUACGGCUCCAAUGUUGGAAUUACCAGCUCUGAUACAAUGGAACUCUUUUAUGACAUUGAGGCCUCGUCGAUGAAACAAAAUCACCAUCCGCUAUUAAGAUCGCCAAUAUAUCAGUCGAAUGAUCAAGAUUCCUUUAUUGUGGUAACAGAUAAUCUUAACUAUGAUGAUACGGAACCUUCAGAACUAUAUGUCGCAACUACGUGCGAGCUGACUGGUGGCAACGUUACAAUUGCUACACCCGAUAUACAAUCAGGUGGUUGCCUUGUACAAAAUACAGAAACGGAUGUUCUGGUACAAGCCUCGCAAAUCAAAAUUCAACCGAAGCUUACUGGCGGCGGUUGCCUUGUGCAAAAGAAAUUGUCCGCUGAAGAUGAGCGAUCGACGACAUCCAAACAUACGAAAAACUUCGCGCUCGUCAAUAAUAAUGCUCGUCGGACGUUUGUUACGCCUCCCAACGGUUGUUCGGAAUUGCCGGGAAACAUAAAGGUGUUGUCAUGUGGGACGAUAAGGGAUAAUGAGAAUAACAAAAUAACGAGCGCUGGAUCAAGGCAGCAAAAGAUACCGAUGAUCAAAACGAAUGGCUGCGAUUGUAAAGGUACGUUUCAGCAAAAUCACUGUCAGUAUCAAAGACGGCUGCUUGAUGCAUCUCUAGCGGAUGAUCGUGACUCCUUGCUGCUGGAGCCUGUCGGUAAUAGCGUGCAAUUCCGAGUGAACGCCACUGUGCAGCUACCCGCGAACCUGGGUCAGUGUACGGUAAACAUUACAGCGACAACGACGACGCCGCCAAAGCAGGUAAUGACGACGAAGUUGCCAGAUCGUGGUAGAAAUAACUUUUAUGGAGGUGGUAUCGUGCAACCGAACGAAUUGGACUGUGCAACGGUGAAUCAAAUUGUUGCAAUCGGAAACAACAAGGAUUGUAAUAACGUCGAGCAAAGGGACAAUGCGACAACCACUCCGGUGUCCUGGAUAAUGCCGACUUCCUGGGGCCUGGAUUCAGACGUAAAUAGAUUACGCGAGGUAAAGAGAUUGCUGCAGAUUUGUGGUUGGUACCAUGAGGGCAUCAGUUGGCAACAGAGCGAAAACCUUUUGAAGGACGCGUCCAUCGGUCGAUGGCUAAUGAGAGACAGUUCGGAUAGCAGAUACACUUUUGCGGUAUCUGUGAAAACAUCCAGAGGCCCCGCUUCUAUUAGAGUACACUAUUUUCUCGAACAGUUUCGGCUCGAUGCCGAACCGAAAUUAGCAUCGGCGAUGCCAUUUUUCGAUUGUCCUAUCAAAAUGUUGGAGCACUACGUUGAGUAUUCAAAGAGAAUGGAUGAGCAUCGUAGGGAAGUCUGGGUCGACUACAGUGGACAACUAUACAGCCAGAUUUAUUUGACCAGCCCUCUUGUUAAGGAAGUUAGAUCACUGUCACAUUUGGCCAGACUCGCUGUGAAUCGAAGCAAGUUGCCUACUGAACGUUUACCACUCUUAAUUAAAAAUUAUAUCGAGGAAUAUCCGUAUACGCUUUGACUGUGUAAUCACAUCACAUGAUGCGUUUAUCUUCCGAUAUACAUAUAUAUAUAUAUACAUAUAUUUGCUUAUAUAUAUAAUAUAUAUGUGUAUGUAUGUACGUAUAUACAUAUAUGUGUGUAUAUAAGCAAAAAUUUAUUUUUAUAUACGUAGUACGGAUUUCUCCGAUGGCUUAUUUUUCGAUAACGAACCGAUUAUGCCUUGAAUUGCACCAAUUACAGACAUUGCGCAAAUGCAAAAAAGAAUUGUGGUUUGCGAAUGUAAUUAUACAAAGAAAUAUAUACACAAAUAUAUGCACGCGCGUGCGCGUGUGUAUAAUAAUGUGUACAUAUGCGUGUGUAAUAAAUAAGUUUUAUUGAUAAAUAUAAUAGAAUUUAUUAUAUAUAUA
Temnothorax curvispinosus is the source of this 2799-nucleotide messenger RNA. RefSeq lists its product as uncharacterized. Gene Ontology annotation, molecular function: 1-phosphatidylinositol-3-kinase regulator activity. NCBI's taxonomy places the organism in Eukaryota, Metazoa, Arthropoda, Insecta, Hymenoptera, Formicidae. Gene Ontology annotation, biological process: phosphatidylinositol phosphate biosynthetic process; intracellular signal transduction. The record is from RefSeq and is a predicted model, not a curated record. The coding region runs from base 525 to 2411 and encodes 628 amino acids. Gene Ontology annotation, cellular component: phosphatidylinositol 3-kinase complex. The transcript has 3 exons.